This is a messenger RNA of Chara braunii, 3052 nucleotides long. The record is from the annotation of a GenBank genome assembly. Lineage: Eukaryota; Viridiplantae; Streptophyta; Charophyceae; Charales; Characeae.
GCAUGUGUGUGUGUGUGUGUGUGUGUGCGUGCGUGCGUGCGUGCGUGUGCGUGUGUGCGUGUGAGAGAGAGAGAGAGAGAGAGAGAGAGAGAGAGAGAGAGAGAGAGAUGGAUGCGAUUCUUAAGUUCUUGACGGAACUGAGAAAAGGACUGAAGGUGGUGGAUGCAUUCACGAGGGAGCCAGCUGAGUUGGCGGUAGAGCGGACAUACCUGGACCUGGCAGCUCAGCGACUGAAACGCCCUUGGGAUCAAGCGCGGCGAAACGGUUUUCUUGAAAGUCCGCUUGGAGGUCAACUUUCCCGCAAUAUCGACGCAGCACUGCGUCAGGCUGAGUUGCUUUCCAGCCAGAGCAACCUCGGCAAUCCCGUGGUUCGUUUGCUGUACCUUUGGUGGAAGGAGUCUUGCCCUGCCGCCGAUCGCCAGCGCAAGGCCAUCGCCGCUACGCACACAUUGAUUGAGCAGAGGAAGGAGGAACUCGCUCUGUGUUUCGCAACCUUAUACCACACCUUCAGAGAGAACAAGGAGAAAGUCGACACGUGGCUUGCGCAGAUGAAGCAACAGCAGGAAGAGCAGGCGCAAAUCCUGAGUGAUGAAGAUGACCGGGUGGAUUACCUCAUGAAGACGGUGAGUCAGUUUUUCGGUGAGAUGUGUGAAGAAUUCGGAGGGACUGUGGAGGUGAAGAUACGGGAAGAAGGAGAAGAUUCGUGGCAUCCGCGUGAAGUCUAUUUACGUGUGCCCAAUUUUCAACCAAUCCAGCUCGAGAUGACGUGGACGGGGCAGUUCUAUUUUUAUAUCUUCGAGUCUCGACAAGCAUGGCAAGGAAAGACAGACUCUCGGAUCGUACGGCUCGAGUACCCUCGAUCUGGCAGUGAUAAUAACUUCGCCCCCAGGAAGGCGGCAGGCGGGAUUGCAACUCGUAGGACCGUAGCAAGGCUCUGUCGGGAGUCCACCCACCAACUGCGGGAGCUCUGCCAGAACUCAGGAGGAGUUUUGGAGGCAGGGAACCAACAGUUGGGUUAUGGGAAAGACGCCAUGGUACAAAAGAAAGUGGUGACAACGAUCCAACAAAAGGGGAAGGAGCUAGUGGUAAAGGAGGUCAUUCAAGAGGAAUGGGAAGAGGAGGAGCCGGUGCCCCAGCACCUUUUAAAGACGCAGCGCAAACAACACAAUUUGACGCAAGGAGGGCAAGGCUCCCGAAAGGGACAGGCGCCCCAAGCGUUGGCAGUGGCCUCGCCAAGUACGGCGGCUUCGUCAAGCAGCGCGGGACCCUCGCAAGCGGCAGUAACACCAUAUGGGCAGUGGUCAUGGCCUGUGUUUAACACCUUUGUGCCAUGGGGAGGUCCAAUACCGUCCGGACAGAUGGUACCCUACGCACGGCCCCAAGCGGGUAUGCCGCUGCCAAGCUAUCCUGCAGCACAGGCCCAGCCCGUGGUGCCACCUCCAUGGCCUGCGUCAUGUUCACAAGGUAGCAUGGCUGGGGGAGGAAAUCAAGGUCAGGGCAACCAAGGGAAUGGAGGAAAAGGUGGUGGAAGAGGACGUGGCAGGAAUGGCGGUGGUCGAGGUGGACAAUGGGACAACCAAGGUUACCAAGGCCAAAAGAAUCAACAGGGUCAAGGAUAUGGAAGGCCUCGUUUUGAUUGGAGGACCGUUAUUUGCCAGCAUUGCGACAAGCAAGGUUAUACAAUACGGUUCUGCGAUACAAGACGGGAACAUGAGAAGUCUGGACUGAUCUACUCCAAUAUGGACGGUGAUAUAUAUGAUCAGUACAGGGAGUAUAUUGAUCGAAAGAUUUCAGGCGGAGUGAGGGUGGAAGCUCACAGGAGAGUAGUUGCGCGGCAAGCGCCACCCGCCAUGUUCAGGCCAUGGCAGGGAAAGGACGACCCACCAAUAAGGGUGGAAGAGGUGGAGUGUGAUGAAGAGGUGACUCAGAGGCCACAAGCGGGCGCUAUAAAAGAAAAGCCUAUAAUCGUCGAGUCGGAGGGGGAGAACGCGGAUGAGAAGAUGGAGUCAGCGUCAGUCUGGGCAGCUGGGGUACUUCAAUAUGACGACAAAGCAGCGAAGGGAGAAGGGGGUAUGCACAACGUUCGAGCAAGGUCUUUGGGAUGCGAUGGAUUGGUGGCCAUUGAAGAAGUCAUACACGUGCGACACCACUCUGGCGUCCGAGGAGUUGGGAGGUGCCCUAUCGCAGGGGGGGGGGGGGGGGGGGGCGGAGGGAGCAGUUUGGGGGAGGGUGGCUUAGGGAGCAGGUCAGGGGAAGCUGGUGGAGGGAGCAGAUCGGGGGAAGGCAGUAAGGGAACGGAUCUGAUUCGGGGCAAGGUGGUGGAGGAAGUGGAUCGUGGCAAGGUGGAGGGGGGGAGCGGAUCGGGGCAACCGGGAAAUGGGGCAUCCGAUGCCGCUGCCACGGAAGCGUCAGACAUCAGUGCCAAGUCACGCAGGACAUCAUCCGGGCAGGUGCGUGGGGAGGCAGCUGCAUCUUCAUUUGGGACGAAGACGGCAAUGGAGGAUUCGGCGAGGACUCUUUGCGAAGGUCAUGAGAAGGUGUCGGGGAUGCUCGCACAUGCGAUGUGCAAGGGAGCGAUGAUGAUGUCCACGAAGACAGGUGAUGUAGCUGUCCAGAUCGGAGCUGUUGCGGGUGCCAUGCACGAUGGGAACGGUGUCCUGCCGAGCCUUGUUUCGUUUCGGGAUUUGGCUGUGGAUGGCGUGACUCCUACACGUGAAGGUGAAUUGCGUCUUUGUAUCGAUUAUCGUGGGCUGAACUUCGUCACUGUCAUAAACGAGGAGCCUCUUCCUCGCAUUGACGAUUUACUGAAUCAGUUGCAGGGAUGUAGGAAUUUUAGUAAGAUUGACCUCAAGUCAGGGUACCACCAGAUCGAGGUGGCUCCAGAGGAUCAACACAAGACGACAUGCCAAACCAGGCGUCUCAUUGAUGCACUAACAAGAGACCAGAUUCAGAGGCUACUCCCAGGUAUUUAAUGACUUCUGAGUAUCUGUCAGACUGGGUUCAUUACAUAGGUUUCAAUUUCGUUCAAAAACAAUAAAAUGUCCGUUUUAAC